Messenger RNA from Paraphaeosphaeria sporulosa, 1409 nucleotides. RefSeq lists its product as uncharacterized. The record is from RefSeq and is a predicted model, not a curated record. Bases 136 to 1371 code for a protein of 411 amino acids. NCBI's taxonomy places the organism in Eukaryota, Fungi, Ascomycota, Dothideomycetes, Pleosporales, Didymosphaeriaceae. The transcript has 2 exons.
ACGUCAUAUGGACCUCAUUGAACUCCUUUCCUCACAAACCAAGUCUUAGACACUGAUUCCAUUGCAUCGGUUCCCCGGUUUUCUUAGUUAGUAUCUUACGACAUUUCUUGAGCUGCGACAGCACGCGACAACACGAUGAGCGAUCUGGACAUUCUUGUCAGCAAUGGCACGUGCUAUACCAAAGCAGGAGAAAAGCUAGAUGAGAGCUUCAUACCGUGCGGAAACACGGCUUUUGGAUUCCAGACAUGCUGUGGAGCUGGUGACAACUGCAUGGCGGAUAAUGCGUGUUUUGGAGUACACGGCUCUGGAUAUGGCUCCCAGUUGACAUACCAAGCUGGAUGUACCGAUCCGGAUUACAAGGAUAAGAGUUGCCCGGAUAAGAAAGGAAUAGAUCAGCCAUGGAUAGCACUUACCCGCUGCGACGACGAUGAAAGCGUCUGGGGCGCAUGUUCACAAGAAGGAAACCCCUCUACGCUCCAGCCUGGCUCACAAUGCAGCUGCACCGAGAAGGCCAAAUUCACGCCAACUGCGUUCUCAGAUUCACCAGUUCUUGCUCUAUUCGCAUCGUUGCCUACAGGUACCGGCGGGAGUAUCAAGUUCGAGACCGGACAUGUUCCCACUGGCGACCCGACGAGCGACUCUUCGCCCGCUGAGACCGGAUCGGCGUCCACUGGGGGCUCGGGCUCGGGCGGAACUAAUCAGAGUGCAAGUCAGACCGGCAACAGUGCAACAGAAGGAAGCGCAGGGAACAACGCGACGCCAUCGCGAACGGGAGCAGGGUCGUUGAGCAGUAAUACAUCAUCGGGCAGUGACUCGUCUUCUACUGGUAGCGGCUCAAAUAACGGUGGUUCGAAUAACGGUGGUUCAAACAACGGCGGCUCAAGCGACAGCAGCUCAGGCCUUGCAUCAGGCGCGAAGAUCGGAAUCGGUGUCGGCGUGGCCGUCGGACUCCUCCUCCUCAUCGCCAUAAUAGCAGCGGUCCUCCUCCGCCGCCGAAAACAUCGACGAUCUGCGGCCACAGCUCCUGAGAUCGAAAAGGGGGACAAGAACGACGCGUCGUCACUGACGGGCGCUGCCGCAGGUCGCGCGUCCGACGCAACAGGUGCCGAUCCACGCCUCUCCAACGUGACCGGUGCGACUGAGAAGACGAAUAACAUCUCAGAGGCAGAUGGAAAGCCUUUAUCGGGGGCAGCCAAGCCUGGCGUAACUGAGCUUGACAGUGAGGCUGUCAUGGAAGUCUCGGGUCAGACUGCGCAUCCUUGGGACAGAGGCGCAGAACUUGAUGGCAGGCCAUUGAGGAAGCCGUCGAGUCCGAAAGAGUUACCUGGAAGCCUUGCGGCUGAGUCGCCUCCGAGUUGGGUGGUCCGAUAGUCAAUGUCAUGAGCAAUCCCGAAAGAGUUUGAAUUUUU